AUGGUUCCACAAUUACACAAAGUUAAUGAGUUUAUUGAGAAACGCUCGCCUAUUGAAAAGUCAGUUUUCUAUGGAAUUGCAGCCAUUUUGCCAUUGAGUUUAUGUUUUGGAGUUUCUACACUGUUUUGUGGAUUAGCAUUAGCUGGAUGUUGUGCAAUAAUAUUUGGAAAAUUAUCAAAGAAAGACGCAACAGGCAGGCAAAUCCAGAAGGUGUAG
This is a messenger RNA of Heterobilharzia americana, 216 nucleotides long. The record is from the annotation of a GenBank genome assembly. Lineage: Eukaryota; Metazoa; Platyhelminthes; Trematoda; Strigeidida; Schistosomatidae.